Messenger RNA from Cyclopterus lumpus (lumpfish), 2909 nucleotides. Its product is annotated as procollagen galactosyltransferase 1-like. The coding region runs from base 199 to 2163 and encodes 654 amino acids. The record is from RefSeq and is a predicted model, not a curated record. The transcript has 12 exons. Gene Ontology annotation, molecular function: procollagen galactosyltransferase activity. Lineage: Eukaryota; Metazoa; Chordata; Actinopteri; Perciformes; Cyclopteridae.
CAGCUGGAUCUGUUCUUAAAGGGGAGGACAUCAUAUUACCCAACAUCCCUCCUUGGCCUCAAAGGAUGCAAGUUAUUUAUAAGAAAUACAAUUAAACUAUCAGGGACUCCCAGAUAUGAUUCAUUUUAACAAUCUGAAAGAGGCACAGUAAUGUGCACCAACGACUUUAUUUUGAGAACACCAAGUUCCAGUUAAGACAUGCCCUUUAAGUCAGUCAGCUCCUCUCUGCCAUAUAGCCGCUGUCGGCACAACACAACAGCGAGACCCUCAGCGUCCACAUCCUCCGUGUCCUUCUCUGACCGCCGCGUCUCCAGCGAGUGUCUCUCCCCUGCCAUGCCCCGGGUCACCUGUCUGCUGCCUGCCCUGCUGUUCGUCCUCCUGCCGGGCUCGAGCCGGGGGUAUUUCCCCGAGGAGCGCUGGAGCCCCGAGUCUCCGCUCCUCGCUCCCCGGGUUGUCGUGGCGCUCGUCUGCCGCAACUCGGCGCACUCUCUGCCGCUAUUCCUCGGAGCCAUCGAGCGCCUCAACUACCCGAAGGAACGCAUUGCGCUUUGGGUGGCGACAGAUCACAACAUAGACAACACCACGGCCAUCCUGAGAGACUGGCUUAUCAAAGUGGAGAAUGACUAUCACUUUGUGGAGUGGAGACCUGAAGAUGAACCCAGUGCCUUUGAAGACGAGACGGGGCCUAAGCACUGGAAUAAUCUCCGAUAUGAACACGUAAUGAAGCUGCGUCAGGCAGCGCUGGAGACCGCCCGUGAGAUCUGGGCCGACUACCUGCUGGUGGCCGACUGUGACAACCUGCUCACCAAUACGGACACGUUGUGGAAACUGAUGAGUGAGAACAAGACCAUUGUAGCACCAAUGCUGGAAUCCAGAGCGGCGUACUCUAACUUCUGGUGCGGCAUGACUUCACAGGGUUACUACAAACGCACACCAGCCUACAUUCCUAUCCGUAAGCAGGAGCGCCUUGGCUGCUUCGCCGUACCGAUGGUCCACUCCACUUAUCUAGUGGACCUACAGAAAGAAGCCUCUCGUCAGCUGGCUUUCUAUCCACCACACCCAUCGUACAGCUGGGCCCUGGAUGAUGUCAUCGUCUUUGCCUACUCAGCUCGCAUGGCAGAUGUGCAGAUGUACCUGUGCAACAAAGAGACUUAUGGGUAUUUCCCAGUGCCAAUGCGUUCCUCCGAUACCCUGCAGGAUGAGGUGGAGAGCUUCGUGCAUACUCUGCUUGAGAUCACGGUGAAAAAUCCUCCAUUGGAGCCCUCCAGCUUCCUGUCUCUCCCUCCCAAGCAGCCUAACAAGAUGGGCUUUGAUGAGGUGUUUAUGAUAAAUCUGGUGCGCAGAUCUGACCGUCGCGAGCGAAUGCUAAGGACUCUGUAUGAGCAGGAGCUCAGCUGUAAGGUUGUUGCUGCUGUGGAUGGCAAAGCUCUGAACAAGACGGAUAUAGAGUCAAUGAGGAUUAAAAUGCUGCCGGGUUACAAAGACCCUUAUCAUGGUCGGCCCCUCACUAAGGGUGAACUGGGUUGUUUCCUCUCUCAUUACAACAUCUGGAAGGAGAUAGCAGAUCGUAGUCUGCAGACCUCCCUGGUCAUCGAGGACGACCUCCGCUUUGAGGUGUUCUUCAAGCGACGUCUCCAGACGUUGCUGCAGGAGGUGACGACACACAAGCUGGACUGGGAUCUCAUUUACAUUGGGCGUAAGCGGAUGCAGGUGGACCACCAAGAGAAGUCUGUACCAAACAUCCACAAUCUAGUGGAGGCGGACUACUCCUACUGGACACUAGGCUACCUCCUGUCUUUACGAGGAGCCCAGAAGCUCCUCGGGGCCGAACCCCUGAACAAGUUGCUUCCUGUGGAUGAGUUCCUCCCUGUCAUGUUCGACAAACAUCCAGUUUCAGAGUACAUGGACCACUUUGAGAGUCGGGACCUGCGUGCGUUUUCUGCCGAGCCGCUUCUGGUGUAUCCAACCCAUUACACCGGAGACCAGGGCUACAUCAGUGACACGGAAACAUCGGUGGUCUGGGACAACGAGACCGUCGAAACCGACUGGGACCGAGCCAAGUCGAGGAAAACUCAGGAGCAGGGGGAGCUGAGCUUCGAGGCCCAGAACUCUGACGUACUGCAGUCUGAACUGGAGAACUGGAGCGCAAGGGACGAGCUGUGAUGAAGACGAGAGGAGGCGAGGAGGAGAGACCAACCGAGAUGAGGACGAGGGAGAUAGAACAACGCUGUGAUAAGAUGGAGAGAAUAUACCAGAACACAGGAGAAGAAGAGUAGAUGGGCACAGGGUUGGUGACUAAUGCUUUUCCUUCUCCAUUUCUCUAUCCAUCUUUCUUUCUCUUCAGAGAUGAGGUGAAGAUGCGGAGUCUUGACGAGUCCCCGAGCAGCUUUUGUUUUAUUUAUUGCAUUCAAAUGCUCAUCCCUUGACCAGAGCCUGGUCCAAUAGUAGUUACAUGUUUUAAAUAAUAUUUCGCCCAGAUAUAUCCCAAAUCACAUUAUGUAUAAAGUCCUAAAGAAAAGUAUGUAUACAAUUGGAAAAGGUUGCAGUAUUUAGUUUAGAUUAGUACUGUAACACGUCUCUAAAGGACAACUUCACAUCUCUUGAUUACAUGUGAAGGCUUUCUAUCGACUGUAAGGUUGUUACUUUAAUAACUUCCCAUAUGUUGCACUCAUGAAUGUAGCUGUGUUUUCCUUUUUACACUUUGAUAACAGAUAUAUAUUGGUUUAGUGUUUCAGUGUUUGAGUUCAAGAUGCAGUUUUAACCCAAACUUUCAGUUUUGUUUGUUGCAUUUUGUUUGUUGAUCAGAAAAACAAAUGAAUAUAGAUUUUCUUUGUAACUGUCCAUGUUUAGUUCUCUCAACAAGUGUCUUUUAUUUUUAACCAAAGAAUGAAUAAAAACUUUUAGAAUGA